Messenger RNA from Gadus macrocephalus (Pacific cod), 3319 nucleotides. Its product is annotated as eosinophil peroxidase-like. Gene Ontology annotation, molecular function: peroxidase activity; heme binding; protein binding. The coding region runs from base 71 to 2746 and encodes 891 amino acids. Gene Ontology annotation, biological process: response to oxidative stress. Lineage: Eukaryota; Metazoa; Chordata; Actinopteri; Gadiformes; Gadidae. The record is from RefSeq and is a predicted model, not a curated record. The transcript is spliced from 15 exons.
CUCUAAAGUAUAAAAACAUAACCUACCCAUGUUAUGAGUAUUGUCUUGGGGAGGGACGGACACUGCAGAUAUGUAUGAGAUUCUUUGUCUGCUGACUGUGGCUCUGGUGGGGUUGCAGUGCAAUGCUAGUACUGGUGACCACAGGGUCUUCAUUGAGAAUAUCGUCAAGGAGGCCAUGGCGAAGGUGGAUCAGGACUACGAGUACUCAAGGCGAGAGAGCCUUUCUCGUGUUCGGAGGAACAGAGUGAGCCCUUCAGACAUCCUGAGGCUCCUCAAACAGCCGUCUGGUCUGUCCCGCUCCGCCGUCCGCGCCUCAGACUACAUGGACCACGCCAUCCAGCUGCUGCAGAAGAGGUCUCUGCAGGAGCACCGUGUGCACAAGCGCUCCAUCAACGCCACAGAUCUGAUUAUGGAAGAAGACCUGAAAACCAUUGCUGAUAUAACAGGCUGCUCUGCGAGGCUUCGCUCCCCUUCUUGCAAAACCACGCCCAACCUGGAGAGGUUUCGCACCACCAACAGCGAAUGCAACAACAAGAAGAACAGCCGCCUGGGCGCAGCCAACAUCCCCUUUACCCGCUGGCUGCCCGCCAAGUACCAAGACGGCUUCUCCCUGCCCGCCGGCUGGGACCCCAAAGUCAAGAAGAACAACCACCUCCUCCCUUUGGUGCGGAAAGUGUCAAACCAAAUCUUCGACGCACGGACCAAUGCCCUGACCAGUGACCCACUGUACACCCACCUGGUGACCAUUUUCGGUCAGUGGACCGACCACGACCUCACCUUCACCCCGCACAUCCCCGUCAUCCGCUCCUUCAACGACGGGAUCGACUGCGCCAAGACGUGUGACAGGAAGGAGCCCUGCUUCCCUAUGGUGUUCCCAGAAAAUGACCGUCGCCUGAAGAACUCGGAUAGCCCGCAGUGCAUGCCAUUCUUCCGCUCGGCGGCGGCAUGCGGCUCGGGGAACACGGGCUUCCUGUUUGGAGGCCGGGCCGUGCGUCAGCAGCUGAACACCCUCACCGCCUACAUCGACUCAGGGCAGGUCUACGGAUCAGACGUCAGCCUAGCCACCAAACUGCGAGACCUCAGCAGCGACCUUGGGCUCCUGAGGGUCAACGCCAUGUACAACGACAGCGGUCGGGAACUCCUCCCCUUCACCAGCAUGACCAACAACAUGUGCUCCAACCGCGCUGCCAUCACCGGCGAAACGGACGCACAAGAGGUCCCCUGCUUCAUUGCUGGUGACGAACGAACCAACGAGAAUAUUGCGCUGACUUCCUUGCACACGCUGUUGAUGCGGGAACAUAACCGGUUGGCUCGCGCUCUCGCUAAGCUCAACCCCCACUGGAGCGGCGAGAGGUUGUACCAAGAGGCCCGCAAAAUCAUGGGGGGGUACUUCCAGGUGAUUACCUUCCGGGAUUACCUGCGGCACAUUGUCGGACCAAGCGUCAUCGCCAAACGGCUGUCCACCUACCCUGGGUACAGUGAGGCCGUGGACCCAAGCAUCUCCAACGUGUUUGCCACGGCGGCCUACCGCUUCGCUCACCUCGCUAUCCAGCCCGUCAUCUUCCGUCUGGACGAGAACUUCAAGGAACACUCUGAGUUCGGCAACGUGAUGCUGCACAAGGCCUUCUUCGCUCCAUGGAGAAUUGUUUUUGAAGGGGGUGUGGACCCGAUCCUCCGAGGGCUGGUGGGUCAGAGGGCGAAGCUGAACACUCAGGACAACAUGAUGAACACCGACCUGAGAGACCGUCUGUUCAAGUUCGUUGAUGACCUGGCUCUAGACCUGGCAGCCCUGAACCUGCAGAGGGGUCGUGACCAUGGCCUUCCAGGAUACAACGACUGGCGCAAGUUCUGCAAGCUCUCGCAGCCCAGAGACGUGGAUGAGCUGGCAGCAGUUCUGAACAACACUGAGCUGGCCGAGGCCCUGAUUGACCUCUACGGCACUCCUGACAACAUCGACGUGUUCCUGGGUGGCGUGGCCGAGCCCUUCGUCCCGGGAGGGCGGGUGGGCGACCUGUUCGCCUGUCUCAUCAGCGUCCAGUUCCAAAACAUCCGCCAGGGAGACAGACUUUGGUGGGAGAACGACGGGGUCUUCACAGGAACCCAACGGAAAUCCAUGAUGAGCGCAUCGCUUGCCCGCAUAAUGUGUGACAACACGGGCAUUGUUGAAGUCCCAGAGAGACCCUUUGAAUACCAGCCCCGGUCUGGCUACACCAAGUGUGAGAAGAUCCCAAGCUUUGACCUCAGCCCAUGGAAAGAGAACGAGGAUGAGGAGGCUGAUUCAACCACAAGAAAACCACAAGACCCAGAAUAUCGCGGCCCGCCUGGACCCCAGGGCCCCCGCGGUCCGCCCGGCCCUCCCGGGUCCACGCCCGCCGUCGGCUUCUCGGUACGACUGGGCGAGAGUUACCCCAAGGCCAACGUGCCCAUCGUCUUCAGCAGUGUGAUCUACAACGGGCAAAACGCGUACGACGUCAAGAAGGGCAUCUUCACCUGCGAGCAGCCCGGCGUCUACGAGUUCCAGUUCCACUGCACCAUCCACGGCAAGUCCGGGAGCGUGGAUCUGAAGCGCAACAAGGAGCUGAUCCUCCACUCGUACACCACCAAGCAGAGCGGCUACCUCACUGCCUCAGGGAGCACCCUCCUCUCGCUGAAGAAGGGCGACCUCGUCUACCUGAUUGCCAACUCUGGAGGAAACGGCCUUAACAAAGACAGCUACUUCUCCGGCCAUCUGCUCUUCGCGGAGUAGUAGGAGACUCUGCUGAGCUGCGAUCAACAGCACACUGGAAUUUAAGUUUUGAAAAAUGUGAAAAUGUGGGAUAAAUGAAGGAAUUUUAUGUAAAAUCGUGCUCUCUGCCCCUUUUUGUACUUCAUACAAUCAAUGUUUUCUUGGCCAGAGGAAAAACUGAAUGGUUUACGCCAUGGUUGCAUUUAUUGAAUUCAAUAGAUGAUUUCAAAUCAUGUAAGAAGUUGAUUUAAUGAUGUGAUUAAAUUAGACAUUAUAAAAAGACAAAUUGUGAAGCAAACCAUUGUGCAUGUGAUCUAUUUUCCAUUUUAUCCAACUUUUUUUAAAGGGGACAUAUAAUGCCACCAUGUGUUAGUGUGAUUAGCCUUACAAGCUAUUUCGAAAUUCUGCCCCAUAUGACAUCACUAGUGGGCGCGUCCACCUAGAUCUGAUCUAAGGCUAAUCACACUCACACUUGGUGGUAUAAUAUGUCCCUUUUAAACGUGUAUCGUUCAUUUGGGGCCACUACUGGAAAGUUGCAAUGAUGUUAAGGACAUGCUAUUAAAUGGCACAAAUUGAUUAAAUGUGCGAUCUGUU